CAACACAAGUUUUUUCCACCCAGGAGGAGUUGGGGCACUGCUGCUUAUCGUGUUUCUCCGUGGUUAAUUAUCAAGUUUUAAUUAAAAUUCUGCAAAAGUGAUACUGAAAGUUUUCAGCACAACAUUCCAGCACCAGCUCCAUCUUUUAUCUCAUCCAGCUGUUUAUCUUCCAUUCCUGAACAGGACGAGAGAAAAAAGACCGUUCGACCGUACACUUUGCACUAAAAACGUUCAAUGUGAAAGCAUGUCCUCGUCACCAUCCAGCCUGGAGGACGGCGUCCGAUUGCUCGGCACGGUGGAACGAUGUGACUGCUCCCGGAAGGUGGUUGCGGUCGGCACAGGGUCGGGGGGCACGGGGACCGCCGGAUCGAGCAAGAUGAUCGAGAUGCAGCCGGCGGAGCUGUCGGAGACGGAGGACAACUCGUACAUGUACUUCCGGCAGGAGGGUCUGUUUGCCAACAGCUUCCCAAAGAUGAAGGAAAUCCGCCGCAUGGGGAAGCUGUGCGAUGUGACGCUGAAGGUUGAUUCACACUCCUUUUCGGCACACCGGAUCGUGCUGGCCGCAACCAUCCCGUACUUUUACGCCAUGUUCACCCACAACAUGGCGGAGAGCAGAAUCAAGGAAAUCACCAUGAAGGAGAUCGAACCAAUGGCACUGGAAAGUUUGAUAAACUUUGCGUACAGUGGUCUAGUCAAAAUCGAUACCCAAAACGUGCAGAGUCUGAUGGUUGGGGCGUCUUUCCUGCAGCUGAACGAGGUGCGCGAUGCCUGCGCCAAGUUUCUCAAGCGCAAAUUCCAUCCGCAGAACGUGCUCGGCAUUCGGCAGUUUGCCGACACGCUCGGCUGCUCCAAACUGAUCGUGUCCGCCGACCGGUACAUCCACCAGCACUUCUCAAAAGUGGCCGCUGGGGAUGAGUUUGUGGCGCUCAGCUACAGCGAGCUGAUCGAUGUGAUCGGCCGCGACGAGCUGAACGUCAAGAGCGAAGAGUGCAUUUUCGAGGCGUGCAUGCGCUGGGUAAAGCACGAGCAGGAAACCCGCUCCGAGUAUUUGCCGCUCAUACUGGCCAACAUACGGCUGCCGCUGCUGUCGCCCCAGUUCCUCGCGGACAGUGUGGCGACGGAGGAGCUGAUCAAGACGUCCCACAAGUGUCGCGAUCUGCUGGACGAAGCGCGCGACUUUCAUCUGAUGCCGGAGCGCCGUGCGCUCGUAUCGACCACGCGCACCCGGCCGCGCUGUUUCGACUUUGUCGUGGGCCUCAUCUUUGCCGUUGGUGGGCUGACGAAGAACGGGGAGUCGGUCAGCACGGUGGAGAUUUACAAUCCGGCCACGAAGGAGUGGAGCAUGGGCGAGGCGAUGACGAUGCUGCGGUCGCGCGUUGGCGUUGCCGUCACGAACGGGAAGCUGUACGCGUUCGGUGGAUUCAACGGUACGGAGCGGCUGUCGACGGUGGAGAUUUACGAUCCGCGCAAGCACCGCUGGUCCCAGGGGACGGCAAUGCGCUGCAAGCGCAGCGCGGUUGGGGUGGCCGCCCUGGAGGAUUACGUGUACGUGUGCGGCGGGUACGACGGUGUGACGAGCCUCAGCACGGUUGAGCGGUACUGCCCGAAGACGGAUGGGUGGAGUACGGUGGCACCGAUGAUGAAGUACCGGUCGGCGGGUGGUGUGGCCGCCCUGGGUGGGUACGUGUAUGCGCUCGGUGGGCACGAUGGGUUGUCGAUCUUCGACACGGUCGAGCGGUACGACCCGUUCAGUGACACCUGGACGAAGGUGGUUUCGAUGCUGAACCGUCGCUGCCGGCUCGGGGUGGCCACACUCGGCAAUAAGCUGUACGCUUGCGGCGGGUACGAUGGUAACUCGUUCCUGCGGUCGGUGGAAGUGUACGAUCCGGUCAAGAACAGCUGGUCACUGAUCGCACCGAUGAACGUGAAGCGAAGUCGGGUGGCACUCGCAGCGAACAUGGGCAAACUGUGGGCGAUCGGUGGGUACGAUGGGGAAUCGAACCUGUCCACGGUGGAGGUGUACGAUCCGAAGACGAACACGUGGACGUUUGUCGCGCCGAUGAAGCACCAUGGCGGUGGGGUCGGUUGUGGCGUCAUACCGACACCGUUUCAGGAUUAAAGAUUUAAAGGGGGCGCAUCCCUUCUUCACACUGGCAAUUGCACUGACGCUAAAUCCUUGUACCUACAAGGGGAAGGUCCCAAGCUACCUCUUCCAUCUACCCGACCCAACCCGGGGUCGGGUUCAUCCCUCUGCCUCCCAAUCCCAGGCCCCAAGAUUUCAUCACGCGUGUUAAAUUGAAAUUAGGAUCUCGUUAUUCGUAAAAUUGUUCAUCGUAGGCAAAUCCACAGUACGGGGAGAGGGGAAAAUAGGCACAAUGUCUAGCUUAAAAUACUAAUAAUAAUAAUAAUAAUACUGUACAAUAUAUACAGUCUAAAUACAGCGCGUUUCGUUCGGUGGCGCAUGCCGCAUCACACGGUAGAAGACGAUCGAAGAUGAUCAUAUUAAUGCAUCAAUACAUUAACUAUUAACUGCAAGCAAAAUAGCUCAAGCUCGUCACCAAGAUAUAUAUAUGUUAGCCAAAUGCACACACACACACACAAGGAGCCCUUCUUGUUGCAAACUACCUUCUCUUUCUAUUGCACUUCCAUCGCUCUCUUAAUUGUUAACUAAUCGCAAUGCUCGUUUGUUGUUUGCUGGACCAGCUCUUCCGCAGAUCAGGGAUUACGCGAUCACGGAUUUAAAUUGUAUUAUCACCCCGCUGCGUGUGUGUGAAUGUGCAAAUUGUCUAUCCGUGUAAUUGUUCGUUUUAAUUGAAUGAAAAGCAAAUAAAUAGAUUGCAUCCAAGUCAA
Messenger RNA from Anopheles coluzzii, 2850 nucleotides. It is a transcript of the gene KLHL18, whose product is annotated as kelch-like protein 18. Gene Ontology annotation, molecular function: protein binding. The coding region runs from base 245 to 2119 and encodes 624 amino acids. The record is from RefSeq and is a predicted model, not a curated record. NCBI's taxonomy places the organism in Eukaryota, Metazoa, Arthropoda, Insecta, Diptera, Culicidae. The transcript is spliced from 5 exons.